Messenger RNA from Moneuplotes crassus, 957 nucleotides. NCBI's taxonomy places the organism in Eukaryota, Ciliophora, Spirotrichea, Euplotida, Euplotidae. The record is from the annotation of a GenBank genome assembly.
AAGAAACAGACUUUAAUGGAAGACCUUCAAGAGUAUUUGAGUCAUUUUAAGAAGAGUCCCGAGCAAGAAAAUGAGAUAUCUUCUAAUCUAACCAAACGAGCAUUGGGUAGUAACAGGCUUAAAAGCCACAACCUGGCAAAGGACAAAAUUAUGAAAAGAAUGAAGAACGAACUCGAAGUUCGGUUAAUAGAAAAAGAGGAAAAAUAAGUGCCAAAAUACAUCAACUAGCCUUGUUAAACCUAACUUUAAGGAGUCUCGUAGAAGGCAGUUCGAACCCUUCUUUGGAUAUACACAACUUUCACCUACUGAGGUACGGAUUAAGAAAGUUCAGCCAAGAGACUCCUUUUUAAGGGAAGAAGUUGAACGGAAGAUGAUGUUAUCUCAAAACCGUAGUAGCCGAAAUAAAGACGAAUCCUCCCAUCGCUCGCUUGAAAAGUUCUCGUUAACCCCCCAAAACAGACUGCUGAAUGUAAAAUUAGUAAACUUCAGUUCUCACCAUGAGAAAAUAUGAAGUGAACCAAGUAAUUUCUCUAUCAAGAAGAGAAAGAAGAAGUAUGGACUGAGUGACUCCAGAAAGGCUAAAUCCUCCUAUAACAACAAGCCUGUCUUGAUAUCGAAUGGUCUAAUAGCAGUCAGUAACAAAAUUGAGGGUAAACAUCCGAAGAAGAAGAAGUUUGUUAAGAAGGAUAAAGGCAUAAAAAUGAGCUAUUCCCCCAUCAACCAAAACCAUGAUUUCGACAAUGACUACCUCGAACAAGACAUGAAAAACCUCGAUGAGCCAAACAAAGAGCCGCCUAUUACUCUCUUACCCCUUUCAUUCUCUCCAAAUUCAUCAGCUUUCCUAAAAUUCCGAAAGGUCUAAGCCCCUGGCUCCUCCUCAGGCAUCCCUGAGGCAGACGAGAAAGUCUAUUUAAGACUUUUGCGAUAAAUUAUGAACUUAUUUUACAUAAGAAAUUA